Molecule: messenger RNA, 1278 nt
Organism: Stylonychia lemnae
Lineage: Eukaryota; Ciliophora; Spirotrichea; Sporadotrichida; Oxytrichidae
Source: the annotation of a GenBank genome assembly
AUGGCAGGUGCUACAAUUUUACCAGUUCCCAAGGCAAUUGAUCUUGAGGCUCAUCAUUAUCCAAGAUUCUGGAAAAGAAACCUUAUAUUCUUAUGGGGUGGUCUCGGAUUAUGGGCUUUCCAAAUUUGCAGAUAUACACACCUCUGCAGAGAGAGUAUAUGGAUUGGGGAAGCCACCACGCUCCAAAGAGAGUUAGAUACUGAUCAACCUCUAUUUGAUGAUAAUAUACCCUAAGAGAGAAAUAAAAUUGCUGAGGUGAGUCAAAUUAAUUCUCCCAAGCUAAUUAUUGAAUUAGACUCGGAACUUUACUUAAAGCAGAAAAAUGAGUUUGUUCGCUUUAGAGAUUACGACCACUAUUCAAAGUUCAAUGACACUCAUUAAUAUUGGACUUCAAAUCUACAAAAUACCUAUGAAAGUCUAGUCAAUGAUGCAAGGAGGAGUAAUCAACUAGGAAGAUUUCCAAUGCUCAAGUAAUAUGAAAGAAGAAAAUAAGCCAUUGAGGAAUCAAAUAACGGAGAUCUUGAGAGCAUAAGGCUGAAUCCAGAAUAAAAGCUAUCUCCAAGACUGAAAUUAAUUCAAUAAAUAAAAUAAAUGGGAGUCAAACAGUAAGAAAACUCUUCAAUGUCCCCUACAUGCACAGCUAGAAUAAAGAAUAGACAUCUGGUUUUAAGUUAAUCCAAAAGACCAAUCACCACUACAAGAGAUGACAUAGCCACAGCUAACACAAAGCACAUUUCAAUGCGAUCAAGUGGAGUAAGGUAUGAUUAAAAAUUGGAAUCGAUUAAGGAUACCUCUCAAUUACAGUUUGACAGCUAGAGAGUAUCUAAGACUCGUGAGGGAACAUUUCUGGGUAAUGAAUCACAGUUCUCUCCAAACAAGUCUCUCUAUAUUGCUCAGAGACCAUUUCUUAGAACAAGCCCAAGACCCGUAGAAAUAGUUGUGACUGACUAAAGAAGACUUAUAAAUAAUAAGAAUGAAUACGGUAGCUUUGUUACGAACCAAAACGAAUAAUAUAAAGUCAAGGUAUUUGAGAAUUUCAAGCUGAUGAACUCUAAGAUGAAUAAGGCGUUCUUGCGUCAAGCUGAGAAUAAAAAGUUCUUCAAAGGGAAUAACGCAGUUCCUGAAGAGUAAAUCAAGAUCAAGGAAGAGGAUGAUAGAACAAUUGAUAAGAUCAGCAACAUUUUUAAAUACGUUCACAAACAUCAAAAGGCCUUUUCAAUAGACGGAGCUAAUAAUCAUAAAUUUGACCUUAAUAGAAUUGAAUUACCUUUUGAAUGA